AUGCCGUCAAUGAGCUACCAUCCGUCUUACUUUGGUAAGGGUAAGGCCCAAAACUUCAGCAUCAUUCUGUCGCUUCGCGGAGGCGCGAAAAAGCGAAAGAAGAAGACGUACACGACCCCAAAGAAAAACAAACAUAAGAAGAAAAAGGUCAGGCUAGCUGUUCUGAAAUACUACAAAAUUGACGAAAAUGGCAAAAUCAUCCGUCUUCGUAAGGAGUGUACGGCAGAAAGUUGCGGGGCUGGCGUUUUCAUGGCCAAUCAUUUCAAUCGCCAGUAUUGCGGCAAAUGUUACCUGACCUUGGUAGCACAGGACCCGAAACAGAGAGAGGGCAAAGGAGCAGGAAAAUCAAAGAAAUAA
Messenger RNA from Soboliphyme baturini, 357 nucleotides. Lineage: Eukaryota; Metazoa; Nematoda; Enoplea; Dioctophymatida; Soboliphymatidae. The record is from the annotation of a GenBank genome assembly.